AUAGGUUCUCCAUUGAGACGCUUCGCCAUCUUGAAUUUAGUGAAAAUUGCAGUUGACUAAACAAACACAGAACAACCAAGACAUGAGCGGCUCUAACUCUCGAAACGAGACGGCAGCCACAGUUAAAGGACCGGACACCGAUAUGGGGCUGGCUGCAAAUUCCAGGGAGCGAAAGUCCGGUGGAGAUGUUAUGAAGAGACUCAAGUCGCGACGAAAUCAAACGGAUAAACAGCGGCCCGUUGUUACAGAAGAUGAGCUCAGGGCGCUAGGAAGAGACAUCACACCAGAUGAAAUCCUUGGUCUGUGUGCUGUUACACGGGAUUAUCUAUGUAAACCUGAGGACAAUGUCUACAAUAUUGACUUCACACGUUUCAAGAUCAGAGAUCUGGAGACUGGGACAGUGCUCUUCGAGAUUGCUAAACCUCACAACUGUGACCCUGAAGAUGAGGAGAAUGGAGAUGGAGACACCAGUUCUGGGCGCUUUGUGCGCUAUCAGUUCACGCCAGCCUUCCUCAGACUGCGGAAUGUUGGUGCAACUGUGGAGUUCACCGUGGGGGACCGGCCUGUUAACAGCUUUCGCAUGAUAGAGAGGCAUUAUUUCCAGAAUAAAGUUCUCAAGAACUUUGACUUUGACUUCGGAUUCUGCAUCCCAAACAGCCGGAACACUUGCGAACACAUCUAUGAGUUUCCCCAGCUCCAUGAGGACCUCAUUGGCCUAAUGGUGGAGCACCCGUAUGAGACCAGGUCAGACAGCUUCUAUUUUGUGGACAACAAACUGAUCAUGCACAAUAAGGCAGACUACGCCUACGAUGGGGGCCAGUAGUAUCUGAAGAUUAGCUUCUUGUUUGCAAUGCAAAGCAGGAGUCACAUUGCCCCUGAAUACAAUCAUCAUGUAGCUCUUUUGGGAACAGGAGUGUACUUUCUCCACUUCAGACAUUCCAACAAACUAUACCAGCCCCAGGUUUGGAGAAAAGGGACCAUAUCUACCUUCCAAACAGGUUGCUUCAUUUAUUUGAUACCUCGUACCCAUCUAUUGCUUGGACUCAUAGGAAUCUCUUGUCAAUCACUCUUUUGUAAUGUUGAACAUGUUUUAAUUUGUCUUUUCUAAUGUUUCCACAUUUAAAUGGUUACUUUACUGCUUAUUUCAA
Salvelinus fontinalis (brook trout) is the source of this 1148-nucleotide messenger RNA. RefSeq names its product protein unc-119 homolog B-like. NCBI's taxonomy places the organism in Eukaryota, Metazoa, Chordata, Actinopteri, Salmoniformes, Salmonidae. Bases 83 to 823 code for a protein of 246 amino acids. The transcript is spliced from 5 exons. Gene Ontology annotation, molecular function: lipid binding. The record is from RefSeq and is a predicted model, not a curated record. Gene Ontology annotation, cellular component: cilium. Gene Ontology annotation, biological process: nervous system development; cilium assembly; lipoprotein transport.